This is a messenger RNA of Prunus dulcis (almond), 3961 nucleotides long. Its product is annotated as disease resistance protein RPV1-like. Bases 106 to 3621 code for a protein of 1171 amino acids. NCBI's taxonomy places the organism in Eukaryota, Viridiplantae, Streptophyta, Magnoliopsida, Rosales, Rosaceae. Gene Ontology annotation, biological process: signal transduction; defense response. The record is from RefSeq and is a predicted model, not a curated record. Gene Ontology annotation, molecular function: protein binding; ADP binding. The transcript is spliced from 6 exons.
UCAUAGCUUUGUAUUUCUUAGUUUCUUUAUAUGUGCCUAGCUUUGAAGUUUGGAGCUUUAAAGAUUAGAAAAUUUGCUUGUUUCCAGUGUUUGGUGUAGUUACCAAUGGUGUUGAGGAGCCCAAGAGCCUGCAUGUCUCUUCCUUCACCUUCUCAGUGGAAAUAUGAUGUGUUUUUAAGUUUUAGAGGUGAAGACACCCGCAUAGGUUUCACAGACCAUUUAUAUGACAAACUGGAGUGGCAAACAAUCAAAACCUUCAGGGACAAUGAAGAACUUCAGAGAGGUAAAACUAUUGCUCCAGAGCUUUUGACCGCGAUUGAACAAUCAAGGUUUGCCAUUGUUGUUCUCUCGCCGAAUUAUGCUUCUUCCUCUUGGUGCUUGGAUGAAAUUACAAAGAUUGUUGAAUGCAUGGAAACGAGGGGUACAAUUUUGCCAAUUUUUUAUCACGUGGAUCCGUCCGACGUACGCAAACAAAUGGGUAGCUUUGCAGAAGCCUUCACUAAACAUGAAGAAAUUUUUUGGAAAGACAUGGGAAAGGUGAGGCAAUGGAGAGAAGCUUUAUUCAAAGUGGCUAAUUUCAGUGGGUGGACUUCUAAGGAUAGGUAUGAAACAGAGCUUAUCAAAGAAAUUGUGGAAGUAGUAUGGAAUAAAGUGCAUCCCACAUUGUUAGGUUCCGCCAAGAACUUGGUUGGAGUUGAUUUUAGAGUAAAGGAAAUAAAUUUGCUUUUAGAUGCUGAGGCAAAUGAUGUUCGCUUUAUAGGGAUAUGGGGGAUGGGUGGGAUGGGUAAGACAACCAUUGCUAGAUUGGUUUACGAGAGAGUUUUCCAUAAUUUUGAAGUUAGCAGCUUUCUUGCAAAUGUAAGAGAGGUUUCUGCAAAACAUGGUCUAGUUCAUCUACAAAAAGAACUUCUUUCCCAUAUCUUGAAGAAAGAAAGUACAAAUGUUUGGGAUGUUUAUAGUGGAACCAGUAUGAUCAAGAACUAUUUAUGCAAUAAAAAGGUUCUUCUCAUUCUUGAUGAUGUCGACGAAUUAAACCAACUGCAAAUAUUACUUGGGGAGAAACACUGGUUUGGUUUGGGGAGCAGAAUCAUCAUUACAACUAGAGAUCAACAUUUGCUGGUCACACAUGGUGUAGAAAAAUCAUAUGAGCUUGAGGGAUUAAAUGAAGUUGACGCCCUGCAGCUCUUUAGCUGGAACGCCUUUAAAAAAGACCAUCCUGAAGAAGAUUAUUUGGAACUGUCCAAGUGCUUCAUGGAAUAUGCUGGAGGCCUUCCAUUAGCUCUUACAACCUUGGGAUCCUUUUUGUAUAAAAGAAGCCGAGAUGCAUGGACUAGUGCAUUGGAUAAACUAAAGAAAGCUCCUAACAGAACAAUUUUUGGAACACUCAAAAUGAGUUAUGAUGGACUAGAUGAGAUAGAGAAAAGAAUUUUUCUCGAUGUUGCAUGUUUCCUUAAGGGAUAUAACAAAGAGCGAACAAUUGAAGUACUAGAUAGUUAUGGCUUUUGCCCUCGUAUUACAGUAGAUGUUCUUGCUGAGAAAUCUCUUUUAACUAUUUCAGACAACCAUGUGUGCAUGCAUGAUUUGAUACAGGAAAUGGGACGUGAAAUUGUUCGUCAAGAGUCUUAUGAAGAACCUGGUCGACGUAGUCGAUUAUGGCAUCGUGACGACAUCCUAAAUGUAUUUAUGAAGAAUAGAGGAACAAAGACAAUUGAAGGGAUAGUCUUACACUUGCCUGAAUUGGAAGAGGCACAUUGGAAUCCAGAAACCUUCUCUAAGAUGUCUAAGCUAAGGUUGCUUCAAAUUCAUAAUUUGAGCCUUUCUCAAGGACCCAAAUAUCUUUCUAAUGCCUUAAAAUUUCUUGACUGGAGUUGGUAUCCUUCAAAAUUUCUCCCACCAACUUUUCAGCCAGAUGAAAUUUCUGAACUUAAUUUGCGUCAUAGCAAAAUUAAUCGUCUUUGGAAUGGAUCAAAGUACUUGGGAAAGUUGAAAUAUAUCGAUCUUAGUUACUCCCAAAGCUUGACCAUGACCCCAGAUUUCACAGGUAUUCAAAAUCUUGAGAGGUUGGUGCUUGAAGGUUGUACAAGUUUAGUUGAGAUUCAUUCAUCCAUUUCAGUUCUGAAACGGCUUAAAAUUUUGAAUUUAAAAAAUUGUGAAAGUCUUAAAAGUCUUCCAAGUGAGGUAGACAUGGAAUCUCUCGAAGUUUUUAUCCUUUCUGGUUGCUCAAAAGUAAAAGGGAUUCCAGAAUUUGUGGGACAGAUGGAAAAAUUAUCAAAGCUUUCUUUAGAUGGGACUAGUAUUAAGAAAAUACCUUCAUCAAUUGAACGUCUAAUUGAGUGUUUGGAGGAACUUGAUCUGAGUGGAACUGCUAUAGGAGAGCCACCAUCCUCCCUUGCUCUGAUGAAAAAUCUCAAAGUGUUAUCCUUUCGUGGAUGUAAAGGGCAAUCGCCUAAAUCAUGGCAUUCGUUCCUCCCUUUUGAAUUUUUUGCAGGAAAGAGUUCUGGUCCUAAGGGUUUGGUGUUGGCUUCUUUAAAAGGUUUCUUCUCUUUGAAGAAAUUAGAUCUAAGUGACUGCAAUCUUUGUGAAGGAGGAAUCCCUGAUGAUAUUGGAUGUAUGUCCUCCUUAGAAGAAUUAAGUUUAAGUGGAAACAAUUUUGUUAGCUUGCCUGCAAGCCUUAGAUGUCUCUCUAAGCUUUGGGAGUUAAACUUGGAAAGCUGCAAAAGUCUUCAGCAGUUGCCAGACCUUCCAUCAAAUAGGACUUUACAUGUAAAAGCAGAUGAUUGUACUUCGUUAAAAAUAUUGCCGGAUCCACCCAUGUUGAGCAGUUUAUAUAAGUACUUUUUCAGAGCUGUCAAUAGCUUCAGAUUGGUUGAAAACAAUGAAGGCUGCAAUAACAUAGCAUUUUUAAUGCUACAGAAAUUCCGUCAGGGAGUCUGUCAUUCUGUUCUCAGAUUCGACAUUGUCAUUCCUGGAAGUGAAAUUCCUGAUUGGUUCAGUAAUCAAACUGUGGGAGAUUCAUUAAUGGUGGAGCGGCCUCCGCAUUUAUGUAAUAGCAAGUGGAUGGGGUUUGUUUUAUGUGCUGUUUUUGGAGCUCAAGAAAAUCCAGAUCUUCUUGAAUUUGAUGAUUUUGGACGCCAUCCAUGUGGAAUUUUAUGUUAUUUGGAAAUAGCGGGAUCAUAUCAAUUUUCUUUUCCUAUACCUGAUGCGGUGCUGCAUCAUAGUGUUGGCCAUGUUGCAUCAGAUCACCUUUGGUUACUCUAUUUUUCUCGUAAGCACCAUCGCUAUGAGAAUUUUUUGAAGGAUAGCUGCAGUCAGGUUGAGGUUUUAUUCAAACCCUUUUGUAGUGUGCAAAAAAACACGUGCUUGAAGCUGAAGAAGUGCGGCAUUCAUCUGGUAUAUGGGGAAGAUGUGGAAGAGCUCAACCGAAAAAUGAACCAAUCUAACAGCAGCAUUUCUCUUUACAACGCAAUGGAUGUCCCCUGUUGUUAUUUUGAAAAAUCAUCAGAUGCAGAAGGCGCUGUUGUUAAGCGAACACGCAAACAUUGUGAUGAGGAGGAACCAAGUGCAAUUGGUAGCUCUGAGUCUGACAAGGAAUCACUCCGCAAAAGAUUGAAAGAAGACUAGUUGGUCUUGUGGCAUCUUCACUAGUCCAGUUCCUCGAAACAGUAAUUGAAAGGGUUGCAUCAGAGAAGAGUGGAUUUUUUAAUUUUUUGCCUCCAGUAAUCAGCGAAUUGGUGUAUUUCAUCGAAGGAGCUGCAAAGCUGCAAUGAAGUUAUUCAAAUGAUCGGGAAAGAGAAGCGAAACAUUGGUGGUAUUAUGUGCUAUACUGUUGUGUGUUGUAAAUCUUGUUCUUCUUACACCAAUCACUUUGGAAUGAUAACACAUUCUGAUAUUCUUUAUGCUCCUUUUAAUCAGAUCUAAAUACAGGGAGGUUGGGGGAUUUCCCUCAUCUGGACCAAUGCUA